CAUUAUAUGUUACACAUUUAUACUAACGUACAUACAGGUUAUAUUAAUUUAUACAUAGGUAUUUGUAAAAAUCUCAGAAUUAACAUCAUUUCUUUAUUCACAAAACAUCAAAACUUAAAUCUGACCUGAAAGUAAGAAAUAGAAACAACGGCAAUUUCAAAAACAAAAGAAAUCAAAAUGUAAAUAAUAAGAAAAAUUGAAAGAUAUAAAUAGCCCUAAAUGUUUUAGAAUGUAUACAGAAUCAUUUUUUUCAAUAAUAUGUAAUAUCAAUAUUAAUAGGUAUAAUAUUUGCAACGUGACUACUAACGAGAAUCGUAAUCACAAACCGCAAAUAUAGAAUUAUCACCAGGCACGUUCUCUCGUCGGCGCGCUGGACGAGUCGGAUUCAGACCUGUGGGAGACGAACUCGACGUCGGAGCAUUCACAUGAUGAAACGCAAAAGGCACGAAGGGAGAAUAGAGAGAGAAUGCGAUGGAUGAAAAUAGCGAACUUCCCUUCCACGCAACAAGUAAUAGAAGAUUGCACCCAACCUGCAUGUGCAGUAUUUACCACCUCGUCAGAUAAUCAACCUUCCGAUGAACUUGAUAAAAUCGAUAGUGUAUCACCCGUGUCAACGUGUUUUGAAAAAAGAGCAAUCAAUCCGACGACAAAUAUAAAUCAGUUGCAGAAUCAUUCGAGCCUGAUUGAGAUUGAUGAUUUACCAUCUUCGCAAAUUGAUAUUGAAGAGCAUUUUACUCAAGAAAAAUGUAUUGAUACAACAGAAACAGACCACCUACAUGAUAGCUCCCUCUUUAAUACUGUCUCAUCAAGUUCCAGUUCAAGUCUAUCGUUGAAUUAUUUAAGUCCUUUGGAUAAAUUGGGCACAAAAAGUAAAGAAUUAAAGUGGAAGAAACGCGGUUUUGCUCACGAAGCCAUCAAACUCUUAAGAGAACAAAGAACACGGGCUGAUAUUUGGAAGAAUGAGCGGCAACAAAACCAGGAACAUGAAGAUUCCGAUUCCGAGUUGGAUUUACUUGUGAUAGAUGAAAUUGUAGAGUGUGGAAGGUAUAUUUUGGUCGGCGAGAACAUCUCUGGCCUUUGCCUGGUUUUAGAGGCAGGCGUGCGCAGCCAUCCGGCAAAUGCGCUCAAAGGCCGCCGGAUCAGACUGUUUCCGCCGUACUCGUGCAAAAUCAUCGAUUACCGCGGCGCCUUUGUCAGCUUUUACUACGACACCGCACACUGCUGGAUUGAAAAUUGAAAUGAAGCCAACAGGAGCUCAUCAUAUUGCUAAAUCACUCUGAAAUGCAUUGAACUAUAACUUUAACUUAUACAUUUAUUUUACAGUUGGCUAGUAGUUUCGAUUUGUGUAUGUCCAAACUCAUAGUAGUUUAAACUCAAGCUACCAAUACUCAAGUAUCAAUCGAGUAAAGGGUUCCCCUAUAAUGAAAUCAAUUUUUCGAUAGUUUACACAUUUCGAACGCAAGUUUAAAUUGGAAACUCAAUUCAGAUUAAUGUUUUAAUAAUAACUUGUGUUCUAGGCCUGUGUCAUGUACAUGUGAUUAACGAUUGAUCGUACCUAUAGAGCAGAAUGUGAGUAAAUAUAAUAAACAAAGUACCUGCGUAUAUAA
Dalotia coriaria is the source of this 1607-nucleotide messenger RNA. RefSeq lists its product as uncharacterized. Lineage: Eukaryota; Metazoa; Arthropoda; Insecta; Coleoptera; Staphylinidae. The coding region runs from base 467 to 1237 and encodes 256 amino acids. The transcript has 3 exons. The record is from RefSeq and is a predicted model, not a curated record.